GAACCAAAACUUGGACUUCGCCUGGGGAGAAAACUGCUGAUAUCCAAAGCAUUCAGGAUGAUUAUCCUCCAAAAAGGAUAGCAGCAAAGUGACAGAUCCGUAGCCUAUUUCGACUAGAUUUACACUGCAAGUUUUAGUUCUACCCGAAUAGGCUACAACUUGCACGCUGUAUAGGUUGCAUAGCCUAGGUAAUGCGCCACAGAAACAAUGUUUUGAAGCAUGGCAGUGUUGGUUGUGAAAAUCCAAAAGGCUAAGAAAAAGAAGGCGUGUCUUAUCUCAAUGCUCUGAAAAAACAAAACUGAAAAACAAUGUUGUUGCCUCUAGACCAGGCGCGCCUGUUGAAGCAGCGACCUCUAUCGGAAAAGAUUCGCACGACCUUUAGGCUACUUUGGAAAUGUGUGUGCGUCUACCUGAUUCACAAACCAAUAAGUCGCUGUGUGAAUCCUGUUUUAUAAAACGUAACUCAAGUCUUAGAGGCCCAAUAUGCUAAUUGUUAAUAGCAUUAGAAAACUACUGAUUUGUGGUGUUGACAAGGUGGUAGGUAGCCUACUGGCUACCAUGUUAAAAACCUUGUUAAAAGCAAGCAGCGGAUCUAAUAUGAUAGCCUACAAGCAACAGUGGAUAUAAUUCAGGCCCAUACAAACUCUGUUCAAUUGACCAUUAAUGUCACUCAUCGGUUAGUUACUAGUUGCUAUGCAUUUCACUUUUAAUAAUGCUCAUUUUAGUUCGCAGCUGUUCAUUACGCAAAACAGGUGGGCAUUUUAUGUUGUUGGCGACGCUAACCACCUGAUCAGUCUGCUCAUCUGUGUGCUUUGGGAGAAGUAAACGGCGGAAUAUCGAGUUCUCUCGCGCGUUUAGGACUUUAAUUGCCUUUUAAUUGAUGUGAGAUAUUCUAGGGAAGAUAAGUGAGACAUAGCCAGUUGGCAUCCUCCUGCAGCUCAGGCGCUCGCACCUGCCAGGCAAAAAACAACUGGAGCGCCCUCGGUGUCAGCGCGCGCUUUAACAGCUGGCUCGCGCGUCUGGUUGCAGUUGAGCGCGAAACACCUCGUCCAAUGGAUAAACAAAGAAAACACAAGCAAGCAACACGUUUUAUGGACGCUUGAGGCACUUCCUGAACGUGAUUGAUCCACGCACCUUGUUGGUGUCAGAGAGUCAACUGAAGGCGAGUGUGCGAAUGCUGGAGCAGUUUAAGGAUGGAACUCUCCCACCAGGUGUGACCAACGCUCAGCUGUGGAAAUCCCAGAAAAUAAAACAGGCCAUCAUUCAUCCAGAUACAGGAGAGAAAAUCUUCAUGCCUUUCCGGAUGUCAGGCUAUAUUCCCUUUGGCACACCAGUGGUGGUGGGACUGCUUCUUCCUAAUCAGACGCUGCUGUCCACAGUCUUCUGGCAGUGGCUGAACCAGAGCCACAAUGCCUGUGUGAACUACAGCAACCGGAAUGCCUCCCAGCCGACGUCAGGAUUCAAGUUCUUUCAAGGCUAUCUGGGUGCAGUGACCAGCGCGGUGUCUAUUGCUGUGGGACUAAGUGUGCUCGUCCAGAAAGCAGAGCGGUUCAGUCCGGCCACCCGCUUGCUUGUCCAGAGAUUUAUCCCCUUCCCAGCAGUCGCCAGUGCCAAUGUGUGUAAUGUAGUCCUGAUGCGGUACUCGGAGCUGCAGGAGGGCAUCAGUGUGCUGGACGACCAGGGGAAAGUGGUGGGCACUUCACAAGUAGCAGCUAGACAUGCAAUCAUGGAGACGGCUAUGACGCGAGUGGUCCUUCCGAUGCCCAUCCUGGUCCUGCCCCCCAUUGUCAUGGCGUUCCUGGAGAGGUCGGCCUUGCUGCAGAGGCGUCCGCGUCUGGUGCUGCCGAUGCAGAGCCUGGUGUGCCUGGCUGCCUUCAGCUUAGCCCUGCCCCUCGCCAUCAGCCUCUUCCCCCAGCACUCACAGAUCCAUGUGUCUCUGCUUGAACCAGAAAUCGCAGCAAUGACAGACUGUGAGGUCAUGACCUAUAACAAGGGUCUUUAACCAACCACUGACCGGCAUUACUUCAGUCAAGAAUCCCUCCCACACCUAAUAAGGGAAGAGUUACGUAAACUUCAGAAGCACAGAUGCAAUAUCAAUCAAUAUCUAUGUACUAAUACACGCAUAUGCAUAGGCAAACACAAGUGUACACACUAAAUAAUAAUAAUCUACGCCUGUGGUCAAGAGACAUUCCCUAAUCAUCAAUAUACCAAUGAGAACUUUUACACACACAGACACACAGACACACACACACGCACGCACGCACACGCAAGCACACACACACACACACACACACACACACACACACACACACACACACACACACACACACACACACACAAAGCAGCUGCCGAUCUGAGCCCAUUUUAAUAUGUCCACUACCCCUCGGUAGAUGUUUGUAUCGCUAUAAUCACGUCUUGUCAAAAGGAUGAGAGCCUAAAGUUCAUGGCCUUUUCUAUCCUUUUUCUUAUGUGAUAUGGAGAUUCUUUUUUUGCCUGGAGACAAACAUAUCAGUGUUUACAUGUAUUUUUUAUUAAUCUAACAAAUAAAUUACAGUAACUAUUUCUA
Molecule: messenger RNA, 2566 nt
Organism: Engraulis encrasicolus (European anchovy)
Lineage: Eukaryota; Metazoa; Chordata; Actinopteri; Clupeiformes; Engraulidae
Gene: sfxn5a
Product: sideroflexin 5a
Exons: 14
Coding region: 1175-2002 (275 amino acids)
Biological process (GO): mitochondrial transmembrane transport; monoatomic ion transport; citrate transport
Cellular component (GO): mitochondrial inner membrane
Molecular function (GO): citrate transmembrane transporter activity; monoatomic ion transmembrane transporter activity
Source: RefSeq, a predicted model, not a curated record